CCUCCCCGCCUUCAAUGUGACACCGGCGCCUCGGAGUGCGAGCCGCAGCAGCCGCCGCCGCCGCCGCCACCGGGGAGGGGCCGAGCACCAUGUCGAAUCUGAGCAAAGGCACGGGCAGCCGGAAGGACACCAAGAUGCGGAUCCGGGCCUUUCCGAUGACCAUGGAUGAAAAAUAUGUAAACAGCAUUUGGGACCUUCUGAAAAAUGCUAUUCAAGAAAUCCAGCGUAAGAAUAACAGUGGUCUUAGUUUUGAGGAGCUCUAUAGAAAUGCAUAUACAAUGGUUUUGCAUAAACAUGGAGAAAAGCUCUACACUGGACUAAGAGAAGUUGUUACUGAACAUCUCAUAAAUAAGGUGCGAGAAGAUGUACUAAAUUCAUUGAAUAACAACUUUCUUCAAACAUUAAAUCAAGCUUGGAAUGAUCAUCAAACAGCCAUGGUGAUGAUUAGAGAUAUACUAAUGUAUAUGGACCGUGUGUAUGUACAACAAAAUAAUGUAGAAAAUGUCUACAAUUUGGGAUUAAUAAUUUUUCGAGAUCAAGUUGUACGUUAUGGGUGUAUUAGGGAUCAUCUUCGGCAAACUUUAUUGGAUAUGAUUGCCAGAGAACGGAAAGGAGAAGUUGUAGACAGAGGAGCAAUAAGAAAUGCUUGCCAGAUGUUAAUGAUUUUAGGUCUUGAAGGAAGAUCAGUCUAUGAGGAAGAUUUUGAAGCUCCUUUUUUGGAAAUGUCUGCAGAAUUUUUUCAGAUGGAAAGCCAGAAAUUUUUAGCCGAAAAUAGUGCUUCGGUGUAUAUAAAGAAAGUAGAAGCUAGGAUCAAUGAGGAAAUAGAGCGGGUGAUGCACUGCCUUGACAAAUCUACCGAAGAGCCCAUUGUCAAGGUGGUUGAGAGGGAACUCAUUUCCAAGCACAUGAAGACUAUUGUAGAAAUGGAGAAUUCUGGGCUAGUACAUAUGUUGAAAAACGGAAAGACAGAAGAUCUUGCUUGCAUGUACAAAUUAUUUAGUCGUGUGCCAAAUGGUUUGAAGACAAUGUGUGAAUGUAUGAGUUCUUAUUUGAGGGAACAAGGAAAAGCCCUUGUUUCCGAGGAAGGCGAAGGGAAGAAUCCUGUUGACUAUAUCCAGGGCUUAUUGGAUCUGAAGAGUAGGUUUGAUCGCUUCCUCCAAGAAUCCUUCAAUAAUGACCGGCUCUUUAAACAGACUAUUGCUGGGGACUUUGAGUAUUUCCUAAACCUCAACUCCAGGUCUCCUGAAUACCUCUCAUUAUUUAUUGAUGAUAAGCUGAAAAAGGGAGUCAAAGGGCUAACAGAACAAGAAGUAGAAACGAUAUUGGAUAAGGCUAUGGUCCUUUUUAGGUUUAUGCAAGAAAAAGAUGUAUUUGAACGUUAUUAUAAACAGCACCUGGCAAGGAGACUGCUCACGAAUAAAAGUGUUUCUGAUGAUUCUGAAAAAAAUAUGAUUUCUAAAUUAAAGACUGAGUGUGGGUGUCAGUUCACAUCAAAACUGGAAGGAAUGUUUAGGGAUAUGAGCAUCUCAAACACAACUAUGGAUGAGUUCAGGCAACAUCUACAGGCAACAGGGGUAUCUUUAGGUGGCGUUGAUCUCACAGUCCGGGUUCUCACAACGGGAUAUUGGCCCACUCAGUCAGCCACACCAAAGUGCAACAUCCCACCAGCACCAAGACAUGCUUUUGAGAUAUUUAGAAGGUUCUACUUAGCCAAACACAGUGGUCGACAGCUCACACUCCAGCAUCACAUGGGUUCUGCAGAUCUCAAUGCCACCUUUUAUGGUCCAGUUAAAAAGGAAGAUGGAUCUGAAGUUGGUGUUGGUGGUGCACAAGUAACUGGUUCUAAUACUCGGAAGCACAUACUGCAAGUCUCCACUUUCCAGAUGACCAUAUUAAUGCUGUUUAAUAAUAGAGAGAAAUACACAUUUGAGGAAAUUCAACAAGAGACAGAUAUCCCUGAAAGAGAACUUGUUAGAGCCCUCCAGUCCCUCGCCUGUGGUAAACCAACACAGCGGGUCCUCACAAAAGAACCCAAGUCAAAGGAGAUAGAAAGUGGCCACAUAUUUACAGUUAAUGAUCAGUUCACAUCCAAACUACACAGAGUCAAGAUUCAAACAGUUGCAGCCAAACAAGGUGAAUCCGACCCAGAGAGGAAAGAAACAAGACAGAAAGUAGAUGAUGACAGAAAGCAUGAGAUAGAAGCUGCUAUAGUGCGAAUAAUGAAGUCUAGGAAGAAGAUGCAGCACAAUGUUUUAGUAGCAGAGGUAACUCAACAGUUGAAGGCUCGAUUCUUACCAAGUCCAGUUGUUAUUAAGAAACGUAUUGAAGGACUUAUUGAGAGAGAAUAUUUGGCACGAACCCCUGAGGAUCGCAAAGUAUACACAUACGUAGCAUAAAAUGCAUUCAGAAAUUUGAUUUAUUCUUGGACUGUACUCUUCGCAUGGACUGGGAAGUUCUUUUAAAUCAUUACUAUUAAGACGACCAUCUCUUCUGUUAAAUUGCAGUACAUGUUAUAGACCACUCAGAUCAAGCCUCUCCUCCCUCUGAGAGUUUUCAACAUCAGUUGAUUGAGCUUCAGGCUUUCCAACGUUAUCCCUGUAGAGAUUAUCUUUACAGUUCCUCGGGAAAAUGUGAAUGUGCCGCGUUUUGUUUUCAAUAUUGUAUGAAAACAGGAAAAAAAAUAAAACAAAUUUAGAAAACACAGCUCAUUAAAAUAAAAUUGUUGGAUUUCAUUUCCCCAGGUCUUCAGUGUUGAUGUAAAUGUGUUUCUGUAGUGUUGCUUAUUAGUACUUUGCGCAUUGUGUAAGUUGGGUAGCAAAAAUGGCAAAAGACAUACAAAGUUCCCAGUUUUCUUGCUCUGCUUGUGACAUUUCCUUAGCUGGUAUUGUUUAAAGGUUUGAUAAAUAUACAAAGACCCAGGCAUACAAUUGGCGCAUGCUUUAUCCUACCACUUGCACUUAUUAAUCGUCCAGCCUUAUGACCAAGAACCUUUGUUUGGACAUGAGUAUACACCUUGAGUUGUUUCGUCCCUAUUGUAAUUUGAGGUUUUCCAAAUUAAGUUCUAAGAUGACUAGGUUUUGCUCUGAGUUAUUUCUAGAGAAAGAAAAUAUUUUAGUAUGUAUAAAUUGUACAAUAAUUUUUUGCUGUUGUACUUACUGCUAAUAGUGGAUUGUAUAGGGUGGUGUUUUAUUUCAUUUAUUGUAGACAAAAAAAUAAACGAAUUUAGUAUUCACGUACACACUAACUCAAGUAUGUCAGAGCACAAAGGUGGCAGCUGGUUAUAUUUAAUUCAGUCCCUUUGAAAAGCACAUGCAUUCUACCCUUUGUUUAUAAAUAACUUAGCCCCCAUAUCUCGCUCGCUCGCUCUCUCUCUCUUGCUCACACACACACACACACACACACACACACACACACAGUUCAAAUAUAUAUUUUGGUGAAACUGGUACACCAUUAAUUAUUUCAAAAUGCUAUCUAAAUAUGCAAUAAAUAGAUUAACUUGGUAGUUUGAAGGAAGUCUUCAGUUCUUGCAGCUGUGUUUUGGAAAGUGAUUGAGCAAUAUUUUUCAAAUGUGAUGAUUCUUGGGUAUUUAGCUCUCCGUUGUCCUCUAAAGAGUCAUUUUCAUGUUUUCUAAGAUGUGCUUUGUGCUGGAGAUUUGUGUCCAUUGCUCUGUGCUUCCAACCAUCACUGAAUUUGUUUCCUACCCAAAUGAUCUGCCAAGGAUUAUAGUUUGCUUUAACGUCAGAGCAUUUUUAUCCUGCAUUUUAUUUAAUUUUGUUCUUUUUCUUCUCUUACAAGGUAAUGUUUUAGAUAUGUAAUUGGGGGAAACCACUGUAGAGUUCUGUCAGAAAAAUGACAACUCCCCAUUGAACAUCAAUACUGUUGCUAUGCUUAUUAGAAUGUAUGUCUCAGAAGAUAAUUUCUGUUUACGUUGAUGGUGAAGUUACAGUAACUGAAUUCUAAUAUGGAUUAAAAACUCCACAUAAAUAUUUUC
Arvicola amphibius (Eurasian water vole) is the source of this 3991-nucleotide messenger RNA. It is a transcript of the gene Cul3, whose product is annotated as cullin 3. Lineage: Eukaryota; Metazoa; Chordata; Mammalia; Rodentia; Cricetidae. Gene Ontology annotation, cellular component: Cul3-RING ubiquitin ligase complex. The transcript has 16 exons. Bases 90 to 2396 code for a protein of 768 amino acids. Gene Ontology annotation, molecular function: ubiquitin protein ligase binding. Gene Ontology annotation, biological process: ubiquitin-dependent protein catabolic process; protein ubiquitination. The record is from RefSeq and is a predicted model, not a curated record.